AUGCUGCUUCCAGAGGGACUGUGGACUAGCAACUCAUAUGAGGAGUUGCAUAAGAACGUAACAUCUCAGGUAGCACCGAGGAUUCCAAUUGAGCGACAGAUAGCAGACAAUGCUAUCCGGAGACUUCUUCGCCGUCAGCGACUCGCAUCAUUUCACCCUUUCUCAAGACUCAAAUUCUUGCUGACACACGGCUUGGGAAUGGCAUCAAGCUUCUGCAAGAGAAAAUGA
Diaporthe amygdali is the source of this 228-nucleotide messenger RNA. RefSeq lists its product as uncharacterized. NCBI's taxonomy places the organism in Eukaryota, Fungi, Ascomycota, Sordariomycetes, Diaporthales, Diaporthaceae. The record is from RefSeq and is a predicted model, not a curated record. Bases 1 to 228 code for a protein of 75 amino acids. The transcript has 2 exons.